AUGGGAUUGAGCCAAAGACGGAAUGACGUUUGUGUAAACCCCAGAGUCGCCAUCAAUAUGUUAUCCCGCCGCGCCCUCACAGUUCUCGCCCUCGUUUCCGUCACCGCCGUCAUCUUCCUCAUCUCCUCGAGGAGACUCGGCGGCGACUGGGCUAUCGAAGGCCCCAACUACCACCCCUUCAAAGGCCACAACCCGCCUCCGCCUCCCGGCAGCUCACCCAGUGCCGGCCCCGAUGGCCGUCCUCAGCCUCCCUCGCCGCCCCCGACCUACCAAGAUGACCACUUCGCGCAGCACAACGUAUCGAACCAAGACAUUCCGUACCGCCCUCACGACCCCGUCUGCGACACCUUCCCCGAUACGAGCAACAUCCUCGUCGUCAUGAAGACGGGCGCCACUGAGUCCUUCGACAAGGUGCCCACACAGCUCAUGACCAUGCUCAAGUGUCUGCCCGAAUUCCUCAUCUUCUCCGAUCUCGACCAGACCGUCGCAAACUAUCACAUUCGGGACAGUCUCGACAAGGUCCUUCCCGAGGCCAUGGAAGGUAACCAGGACUUUGACUUAUAUCGCCGUCAAAAGGCUUGCCAGGCCGAUCAGCAGAGCUGCAACAAGCUGGCUGUAAGCAAGGACGAGGGCUGGAAUCUCGACAAGUACAAGAAUGUCCACAUCGCGGAGAAGACCUACCGUAUGCGCCCCAACUACGACUGGUACAUUUACAUCGACGCCGAUACCUACGUGCUGUGGCCCACGCUUGUUCAGUGGCUCAAGAACCUAAAUCCCAAAAACAAGCACUAUCUGGGUAGCGUUACCAUGAUUCGCAACUUUGUCUUCGGCCAUGGCGGCAGUGGCUACAUUAUUUCCCAGGCGGCUAUGCACGACAUGAUCGCGGAUCAUGAGGAUGUCGGCAACAAGUGGGAUGUUCGUGCGAGCAAGGAAUGCUGCGGCGACUACAUCUUUGCCCUUGCCAUGAAGGACAAUGCCGACGUGAACGUCCACAACGUAUGGCCCACGAUCAACGGCGAGAAGCCCUUCACCCUUCCCUAUGGCCCUACCCACUGGUGCCACCCCAUCGUGACGAUGCAUCAUAUGAAUGCCGAGGAGAUCUCAACCUUUUGGGAAUACGAGCACAAGCGCUACGCCGAUCCGAGUCUGCCCCAGCCGCCCCCCGUCAUGCGCAUCAAGGAUAUUUACCACGAAUUCUUUGCGCCCCGUAUGCAACCCGAGCGCGCCGACUGGGACAACCUUGCCGAUGAUCAGUUCUUCCUCGAUGAAUCAGCGAACAAGCAUCAGGAUUGGCAACUCAACCGAGCCAAAAAGGAGGACUUGACAAACGAGGAGAAGGUGGCGCACCUUUCCUUUGGGCACUGCCGCAAGGCCUGCGAGACCGACAAGUCCUGCUUCUCGUUUCAAUACAAGGACGGCGUCUGUGGUUUCAGUUGGGCGUGGAAGCUUGGCCACCCCGUCAAGCGUGAGUCCACGGACGAGAAGCGCACCAUGUCCGGCUGGGCCGUAGAGAAGAUCAACACCUGGAUCGAGCAACAGGGCGAGUGCGGCCCGGUGAAGUGGCCCGAUGUCUGA
Colletotrichum orchidophilum is the source of this 1575-nucleotide messenger RNA. RefSeq lists its product as uncharacterized. The transcript is spliced from 2 exons. Gene Ontology annotation, cellular component: membrane. The record is from RefSeq and is a predicted model, not a curated record. Gene Ontology annotation, molecular function: glycosyltransferase activity. The coding region runs from base 1 to 1575 and encodes 524 amino acids. Lineage: Eukaryota; Fungi; Ascomycota; Sordariomycetes; Glomerellales; Glomerellaceae.